This is a messenger RNA of Ectocarpus sp. CCAP 1310/34, 3339 nucleotides long. NCBI's taxonomy places the organism in Eukaryota, Phaeophyceae, Ectocarpales, Ectocarpaceae. The record is from the annotation of a GenBank genome assembly.
AUGGUCCAGUUGAUGGUGCUGCUGUACAACUUGGUGUGGAAAAACGAGUAUGCGCCAAGAAAAGUGGCAUGUAAGCUGCUGCACGAUGGGAUAGUUGGAGCAUUGGAGAAAGAAGAUAGGAUAGGUGAGGACCAGCCAGAUUCCCGAAAGAAGAGGGGGUGCGCGGACCACGCAUUCAUGGUUGGGAGAAUCAUCCAAGGUAGAAAGACGGCGGGGAAGCCAACGUACUGUUUCUUCUUGGACGUGAAAAAGGCAUACGAUACAGUAUGUCGGAAUGAGCUGUCGAAACAAUCGUCCAAACAUGGGAUAAAGCGGAAAAUAUGGAGAGUGCUGAAGCAGAUGACGGAGUGUACGAAAAGCGCUGUCAUGUUUGACGGAGAACUAUCUAAAUUCUUCAAUAUUGAACAUGGAGUCCCACAAGUUGGGAAGGGAGUAAAGGUAGACGAAACUUCGGUGCCGGGAUUGCUGUUUGCGGAUGAUUGCGUUUGGAUGUCUGAUACCGCUGAGGGACCUCAACUGCAGAUUGAUGCAGCGAAGGAGUUUGCUGACAAGGGGAGAUUGUCUGCCAACGUUAAGAAGAGUGCCGUCAUGGUAUGCAACGUGGACAGGGAGAAACCAUUCGAGUAUAGAUGGAAGUGGGGGGUCGAGGAGCUUGCGGUAGUGGAUCAGUACGCAUGUCUCCGAGUAGAGAUUGCAAAAGACGGAAGCUACACCCGAUACUCCCAAAGCGGCACCUCGAUACACGCAUCAAAUCUGACGUCUGUGAGGAGCGUAGUCGUACCGCCGCUAGAGUACGCCGGAGAAGUAUGGAAAGGAAAUAAGAAGGGACAACGCUGGAGGCCAAAUUUAGGACCGGGGACAUUGUUCUUCAAGAACGUAGACGAAGAUUUAGGCAGGCUGUCCACAGAAGUCGAACGGCUGCGCGGUGAGAACGGGCACCUUAUGAGGGGUAUAGCAGACGCUGAGGCGAGGGGCUCGGAGCUCGAACUCCGCCUCCAAGCGGCGCUGAAAAGCAAGGAGAUAGACGCGGCCGCGGGCGCCGCCCGCGAAGAAGCGCUGCGAGCGACCGCGGAGCAGGCACGGGCUAGGGCCGACACAAUGAGCCAGAGUCUGGCCGAGAUGCUGGCGGACAAGUUGCAGGAAGCCAGCACCCACAUAUCCGAGCUGAGGACAGUUCUUCGACAGGAGGUGAGAAGACGCGAGGCCGCGGAGGCAGAAGUGUCCGAAGCACAGGGCUUCGCGCACAUGGACGGGAACAGCCAAGCGGUAAGACAUCUGGAGGGAGAGCUUCACGCCCGAGGGGUGGCGGGGACAGUGGGAGGAGGAGAAGCGGGAAGAGGCCCCCUCCGCGAAGAGGAGCGUGAAGACGGCCGUUCUAUGCUGUCUGGUGGGCGGGCCAGAGGCCGAUCGGAAGGCGGCGGGAAGGAGGAGGCGGGACUCCUGUGCGCUCGACGGCGCAGAGUACCGCAGGGUUUGUCGAGCUGGAAGGGCGGACAGAGGUUGUUUCUCGCCGCACUUGCUGGUUUGCGGGCGGAGCUUCGAUGUGUCAACACGCAGCUCGGUAAGGCCAAGGCUGAGAACGAAGUCUUCGUGCGCCACUGCACGGAACGGGUAGCUGUUCGCGUGGAGAGGCUGGAGCGGGCUGUGCGACAGGCUGGCCAAAAGCAGGCUGAAGCACAAAGACAAGCGUCAGAGGCGGAAGCUGCAGGAGCCAUUGACAGAAAAUCUGCGGACACGCUCAAGCGUGUCGUGAAGGGCAUAUCGUCCAUCCUCCUCGAUCGCCUGGCUGUUACGAUGCCCACCUACCUACGCGGAGGGGAAGAAGCCGGGGAGAGAGGUCAAGAGAUGUUGGAGCGAGGCUUGGAGGAGCUUACCGCUGCAGUCACAGACGCCUUGAGCAAGGUGAAGGAACGUGCCAAGCAGGCUGUUCCCGCCCAGCCUCAUGGGGACUCCUUGGCGCCGGGGAAUGGCAGAUAUUGUAUGUCGACGGUGGAUGGUAUGGUCUGGGGGGAAAGAAGUAAAGACGACUUCAACAUGCUUGCCCAGCUGCAAAAGAUCGAGGCGGAAAGCAAGCUCCAAUCGCUCCAGGCACGGCUUGAUGAUAUGACGGAAAAGUACUCGAGGGCUAUUGCGGAUCAGGAGACAGUGGAUAGUACGCCGCUACGAGAAGAACAGGAACGCGCAAAGCAGGAGCUGGCACGGGCAGCACGUGCACACAGCGGCAUCGUGUCGGCUUUGGAGGUGACGCUGGCAGCAGAAAAGAGCCACUGCCAGGACCUAAGGUUGAAACUGGAACGGCAGACACGCGAGCACCAAGUCGCCCUGGCGGAUGUCGACCAGAGGCUUCUGCAAACUCAGCAGGAGCUUGACGAGGCCCAACAGGCCUUGGAGCAGGCACAAUUCGCGCUAGAUAGAGAAUGCGCGCGGCGAGCUCGACUGGACAAAAAGUACAGCGAAUUGGAGGACCGGGGCCUCGUUUCUCCGCGGUCGGUUUCCCCGCGGUCGGUUUCCCCGCGAGUGCGGCGCCCGGAGGCUACCACUCGAAAAUUUUCCGGGGAAUCGGAAAGAAGCCAAUUGGCUCAGGCAACGCUGCCCAGGCCUUCCUCUGUAAGGUAUGUUCGCACGGUGUGUGCUGUGCAGCAGAAAUGUGCACGAUUGCCUGUGCAUACGGCUGAGAGGAAGCGAGAGGGAAACCGUUAAACGUGCCAUUUGCCACCGACUAACCAAUAUUCAUCCAACUCGGUGUGCUUACAGAUUAGUGUUGGAGGAGGCUAGGGCAAAACUCGGCCAAGAAGCCAGCGAUGACGCGGUAGGUGCGACCGGGGUCAGGGCCAGGCAGAAGGUUAAGGUCCCAGCGGGUCGGCAGCAAAGCGUGCUAGAUACGCGUGGGUUGACGCCGGAGUUGGAGUCCUCACCCGGGGACCGAGAUGGUGCAGACAAGAGUGCUUCGCCAAGCAUCAGUGCUUUGUAGGGUAGAAACGUGGCGGGAGAAUGUUGAAUGUAGCUGAGUCGUGUAUGUUGUAGCUACAUGUGCACGGCAUGAGUCAUGUUGUACGGUUUGGGGUCUCACGCUGUACAGGUAGAUGUCCCUUCACAUGUACAAGAUGCGUGUGUUCCUUGUGUUCGUGUAUCGUGUACGAUAUUGCUCGAUUGUUGUAUCUGAGCUACAUCGCCUUGAGUUCUUUUGUGGAUGGCAGGACAAGUACGCCCUUGAUUUUGAUGUAUGCGUGUAGCGUAGCAUGUUUCCGUAGGAUUUUGGUGAACACGUUAAAAGUUGUCUGGAAAAAACAACUGCGACUAAAUAGGCAUGUCGAAACACGAAAGUUCAAGAUUGUUGCU